Triticum urartu is the source of this 555-nucleotide messenger RNA. Lineage: Eukaryota; Viridiplantae; Streptophyta; Magnoliopsida; Poales; Poaceae. The record is from RefSeq and is a predicted model, not a curated record.
GUGCUACUAACAACACCAACCACACCAACAGAGAGGAUGAAGGAAAUCACAAAAGCUUCAGAAGGAUUCGUUUAUCUUGUGAGUGCUGUCGGAGUUACAGGUGCACGCUCAAAUGUAAACUUACGUGUUGAGCAUCUUCUUCAUGAGAUCAAGCAGGUUACAGACAAACCUGUGGCUGUUGGCUUUGGCAUAUCAACUCCAGAGCAUGCGAAGCAGAUCGCGGGCUGGGGAGCGGAUGGUGUGAUUAUUGGAAGUGCGAUUGUUAGACAGCUGGGUGAAGCCGCUUCUCCUGAAGAAGGGCUGAGAAGAAUAGAAGAGUACGCCAAGAGCAUCAAGGCUGCUAUUCCAUGAGAUGGCAGUUCCAUCAUGAACAAGCCAAUUAGUAGAUCGUAAGCAUGUCGUUUAUCAUCUGGUAGUCUGCUCGAUGGACCUGGAAUUUGUAGUUUGUCUAGCAUAUUUGAUUCCAGUGCUCAAAACAAUUAUAACUUUGUGUGUUAUAAUCACAAUAUGAAUUAACAAGGUAAUCUGGAAAUGGUACGAAGCUCGAUCGUGAAA